This is a messenger RNA of Dicentrarchus labrax (European seabass), 3509 nucleotides long. Its product is annotated as calcium-responsive transactivator-like. Gene Ontology annotation, molecular function: transcription coactivator activity. Gene Ontology annotation, biological process: positive regulation of dendrite morphogenesis; positive regulation of transcription by RNA polymerase II. Gene Ontology annotation, cellular component: nucleus. The record is from RefSeq and is a predicted model, not a curated record. NCBI's taxonomy places the organism in Eukaryota, Metazoa, Chordata, Actinopteri, Moronidae. The transcript is spliced from 11 exons. Bases 84 to 1337 code for a protein of 417 amino acids.
ACUAUCCUAACCAAAUAGAGGGGCUGCGCUCAAGAUAAUAAAUAUUAGAAUAAAAGAAGCGCUUUUAUUUCCCAUAUGACAAAAUGUCGGUGGCAUUUUCAUCGGCGCGCCCCAGGAGUAAAGGGGAGGUGACACAGCAAACGAUUCAAAAGAUGCUGGAUGAAAAUCAUCAUUUAAUACAGUGUAUAAUGGAUUACCAAAGCAAAGGCAAGACGGCUGAAUGCACACAGUAUCAGCAGAUCCUGCACAGAAAUCUUGUUUACUUGGCCACAAUAGCAGAUUCGAAUCAGAACAUGCAGUCACUACUACCUGCACCUCCCACGCCCAACAUGUCCAUGGGUCCCGGAGGGAUGGGCCAAAGUGGGGGACACACUCCAAGCAACCUCAAUGACAACAUGGCACCAGGAUUGCCCCCCACAUCAAUGAUGCAGAGCCAGAUGAGCAAUGGCCCCAACCAUGCCCCCAUGCAGCAGCAGUCUGGUCAGGUGCAGUCGGCUAUUCCCUCCGCUUCCCUCAGCCUGCCAGCCAGCAGCUACGGUAGCUCGGCCUCAGCUUCCGGCUACAGCCACGCUGCGCCCUCCUCCCAGGGCAGCAUGAUCCAGGGCCCUGGGCCUGGCUAUGGCUCAUCCUCCUCUUCCUCCUCCACAUCCUCAUCCUCCUCUUCCUCCUCCCGCAGCAACCUCAACAUGCAGUCUAACCAAGUCUCUAUGAUGCACCAACAGUCUGCCACCCCACACUACUCCUCAGCCCAGACUGGUGGGCAGCACUAUCAGGGACAGCAGGCCAUGGGCAUGAUGGGUCAGGGCAGUCAAGGAAACAGUAUGAUGUCUCAGAGACCCAUGGGAUCCUACCGCUCCUCACAGCAAGGAUCUGCACAGCAGUACAUGGGACAAGACGAGUUCUACGGAGAGCAGUAUGGACACACUCAGAGCUCCAGCGAGCCCAUAAACCAGAAGUAUUACCCUGAUGGUCAUGGGGAGUAUUCAUAUCAACAGUCCUCAUAUGGUGAGCAAGGCUACGACAGGUCCUUUGAUGAAUCUUCACAGCACUACUAUGAAGGAGGUAACUCUCAGUACAGUCAACAACAGGCACCUUAUCAGCAGGGCUCUGGCCAGCAGCAGCCUUUCAGCCAGCAGCAGUACUCCUCUCAACAAGGCUACAGUGGACAGCCACAGGGAUACGGUCCUGGCCAGGGUGGAUCCUCCCAGUAUUCUCAGUAUCAGCAGGGUCAAAGCCAACAGUAUGGGUCCUACCGCUCCUCACAAGGAGGCCCUGCAGCACAAACGCAGAGGCCCUAUGCCUAUGAACAGGGUCAGUAUGGAAAUUAUCAGCAAUAAGGUACCAAGUCGUUUUCCUGUUGGAAGAAAAUGAAAAAGGAACACUUCAACAGUGACACGCUGGCUCAGCUGUGGAGUAGAAGAUCUGGCUGCAUCAGAUUUAUGAUCCUCUUAUUAAUCACCAUUCUAGCUACAGUAAGAAUAAAUAUCUACAAAAUGCUUUCCUCAUAUGUUUUGCAAGCUACUGGGGGUGAAGUGCUACUGGCCAUUUUAACAAAAGUCAAGGUGCUUGUAGACUCAAGACAGGUAAUGUAAUUACCUGUCUUGAGUCCAUUUGGAUUAAGUAGGGUACUAAAAAAGGAGCAGUAAAGUUAUGCUUCUCUUUCUUUUUUGUCUUCGCCUUUCGCUCGUCUUUAUCCUAUCCCUCGAGUUUAAUGUUUAUUUUAGUUUACAAGCCUCUUUUUUUUAUUCUCGGUGCACAAAGCAGAUCAGUGGGUUGUGAGACUUUGGCUAUAAAAAGCAAAUUAGCCUUGAAGGAAAUGUUCCUUGAUAUUUAUUUAAAAGACUCGGUCCAGCUCUUGCUUUCAUUCCUAGCUGAGACUGUUAUAUCUCACGAUAAGGGAGAUUCAUUUUAUGAAGGUGAAAACGUUGGUCCUUAAACCUGACUUAAUCAGGGGGUUUGUCUGUGUUAGUCAAACUGUGAUGUGUUGCUGUGUGGUCUAAGAUUAUGUGUUUUCACUCUCUACAUAUGUCUUACUGAGGUAUAUUGGCACAAUAGAUAGCUGACUGAUCCAGACUUAAAAGUGUGUACCAUUGUCCAUGAUAAUCAUACAUCGUGGUAGUAUUUUUGACGCUAUGUUUUCAGUGGCAUCGAUGUGCACAGACAUAUCGUGUAUUGUGCUGAGAGUUAAGACACAGAGUUAAGAAGGGUCACACAACUCUGAUGCCAUUCAGUAACGAUUUUACAUAAAAAAAAAAAAAACAUAUCGCCACUUUGUCGGCACUUUAUUUUGCAGUGACAGUGUAUGUAUUGUUUGAUAUUUUGUAUUGUAGUGAAAUUUAGGCUGUUUUUAACAAAUGAUCCUCAAAAAGCCAAAGUAACACAGGGACAGAACAGUAACGGGUCCUGCACCUCAACUUCAAUAAGUGCAAUACACUCAGUCAGUCAUGUUGAGGUUGGUUCUGAUAUCAUCACUAUGAUAUAUCAUUAAUUUUAGCUUCUUGACAUACAAUGAUGGCAAAGACUAGGGCUGGUUUGUCUAAUCUUAUUAAAUGUUACGUUGCAGGUUUCAACUGACAUGUCAUAUUUAAGAAAAUUAUUUUCUGUAUUUAUGUGACUCAUGGAUAGACUUAUGUGAAGUACUUCAUCACAAACAUAAAAGCUUUUUUUCAGUGAAAACUUGUACCAUCAUCUUUUGUAUUAGAUGAAGAAAAUAAUGUUAGAAAUAAGUCAAGAUUUAGAUAAGUGUACGUUGUACAAGCACACUUGCCUUAUUUUACAUAUUUAUUUAUGUUAUUUCAUUAUCUAUCUAUCUAUCUAUCUAUCUAUCUAUCUAUCUAUCUAUCUAUCUAUCUAUCUGUGAUUACAAAAUGGGCAUAUAUUAUGUUGUUUACCUAUUGAUUUAUUUAUUUAAAAGAAGUCAGACAACACCUCUGGUAAUUUCACUAAUCACUGUUUCUUACAGUUUGAGCAGUAAUAAGGAUUAUUAGCGUGACUGUGAGGGUCCAGCUUUUCAGUGUGUUCUGUAGUAACUCAGCUUAUCUCAGAAGGGUUAAAUAACACAAUAGUUGAAGUCAUUUUGCAGGGUUAAUCAGGAAUGGGAGAUACCUGGCUGUCAAACAGCUAAAUAACUAUGUACCACUCAACAGUGACAAUCACAGGAUUCUCUAUACUACAUUGAAUUUGUAUCAGUGUUUCAUUUUACUGUGAACUAAACAUGUAUGGCACGUCUUUUCCAGUUCUAUGUGGUGUGUCACUGAUGUGGGUGGUACACUGUGUAUGUGUGUGUGUGUGUGUGUGUGUGUGUGUGUGUGUGUGUGUGUUUGAUUGUAUGUAUGUAAGAUAAAGAGAGAGAGAGAGAGAGAGAGAGAGAGAGAGAGAGAGAGAGAUUUGGUGUGCAUAAUCCAAAUAUGAAUGUUAUCUACUUAUCUAUUGUAAGACUGCAUUGCUUGAUCCUUUCUGCUGUCUUUUGUUACUGUUUGUUAUAUAAAAAUAAACUGACAUUCACCUUU